GCGCCCGCGCGCCAGAGCCGCGCGCAGAGCGUGUGGGGGCUACUUGGGCGCAGAGAGACUGCAGCCGGAGCCCCGCGCUCGCUGCCCGGAGACCGGCGUGGCUCCCCAGGAGUCGCCUCUCCUGCCCCGAGCUCGCCCUCUUCUCUCUGCCGCAGCAGCUCACCCGGCGCAGGAAGCCGACAGGGCCCCGGGCCGAAGGUAAAACCCCGCGGAAAAAACAUGAGAUUCCCCUGGAAAUCGCUUGAGAGGAAGAUGGAAGGGGCCAUUUAAAAGUGACAGAAGCUGCAGGCCGCAAGACUGGGGCCGGAGGGCUGGCAGUGGAAAACUCUGUUGGGUUGUGAUCUCUCACUGGGAAGUUCCAGGUGCUUUUUUGCUUCCUGCAGAACAAAGGAAGAAAAGGAGAAGACCAUGUCCAUAGCUCUGAAGCAGGUGUUCAACAAGGACAAGACCUUCCGGCCCAAGAGGAAAUUUGAACCUGGCACACAGAGGUUUGAGCUCCACAAACGGGCUCAGGCAUCCCUCAACUCAGGCGUGGACCUGAAGGCAGCGGUGCAGCUGCCCAGUGGGGAGGACCAGAACGACUGGGUGGCCGUGCACGUGGUGGACUUCUUCAAUCGGAUCAACCUCAUCUACGGCACCAUCUGUGAGUUCUGCACCGAGAGGACCUGCCCUGUGAUGUCAGGGGGCCCCAAAUAUGAGUAUCGGUGGCAGGAUGACCUCAAGUACAAGAAGCCGACCGCACUGCCCGCUCCCCAGUACAUGAACCUUCUUAUGGAUUGGAUCGAGGUCCAGAUCAACAACGAAGACAUCUUUCCAACAUGUGUGGGUGUCCCCUUCCCAAAGAACUUCCUCCAGAUCUGCAAGAAGAUCCUGUGUCGCCUCUUCCGAGUCUUUGUGCAUGUCUACAUCCACCACUUCGACCGGGUCAUCGUGAUGGGCGCAGAGGCCCACGUCAACACCUGCUACAAGCACUUCUAUUACUUUGUCACAGAGAUGAACCUCAUCGACCGCAAGGAGCUGGAGCCCUUGAAGGAGAUGACCAGCCGGAUGUGUCACUAGCGCCCCACCCUACCCUGCGGAAGAGAGAGGGCAGCUGCUCGCUCCUGGAGGCCCAGGUGGGCGGGAGGAGACCUGGCUGAGAUGGCGCUCGGACUUCCAGGAGCCAGAGAGGGGGACACUGAGGUGACUCCCGACAGACACGCCCCUCACUUGUGCGUCUUAACCCUGAGUGCUGCUAGCCUCGCCCUGCGGAAUGGCCACCCGCUGCACGAGAGAAGGACCCACCCCUGUCCGCAGGAAGCCUCCAAGCCCGAGCCCCGCAGCCCUGCCUGGGCCCGCGCUGGGCCGGAUUCGGGCUGUGAGACUGAGACACGGUGUGUGCUUUCCCUCCUCUGUCUUGUCCGCCGGCCGACUUUUCCGUCUGUGUGUUCUAAGUCCCGAGUGCAUUUGGAUCUCUGGGUGCCCUGCGAGUCUGUCUAAAACAAGCCUUCCUCCCCUUCGGUCCCUGCAAGCUCCCGCCCUGCUCCCGUGGCCUGACUGUGCGCAGGGCUGUGGAGCUGGAGACGCCAGGCCCCAGCAGCAUCCACACCGGUUCCCUAACAGGCAUCCUAUCAGGGACACUCCGCGGGGGGCUGUCCCCUGCCCCCGGCGGGGUCUGCACACUUACCUACAGGGAAGAGCCUGGUUUCUAGACACCAGUUCACCCUGAACCGAAUGUGUUUUUAUAACCACGCCAUUCUUUCCACUUAACAUGUUGGGUCCUGUUUCCCAGAAGAGAGGGAGGGAAGGAGUUAUAAAUGACCAGGGAUGGUCAGCAGAAGCCCUGAGCCAGAUUAGUGCCGUGUUUGUUCUUCAUUGGGGGGGUGGGGGGAGGGUGGUCAUGGCUGUCGUUGCGUAAUACCAAAUUUCAGUGAAAAAAAACAAAAGUAUAAUUGGCUAUUGGUGCAUGGAGCUCAGACUCCCGGGCACGGCCUUGUAACCUUCCUGGAUGGCCCUCUGAGCUUCUGAACCCAGCCAAUGCCCGCUUCCUCGUCCUCCACCCUCUCCCGCCUCUGCUGUAUUACAUGAUGGCCUGAAAUUAACUUCUGCCCCAAUGAUUGUGCCACAGUUGCCAAGGUAACCGUGGAGCUGCAGCGCACUUCCUUCUCCCAUCCUCCCCAAGUUUUCCAUUCCAGUAGACAGGAUGCCCACUCUGGGCUACUUCCUGCCUGUUGAAACCCAGGUGAGUGUCACUUCCCUGAUUCAUUCACCACGCGGUGGAGGCCGCGGACGCCUGUGACGAGGUGGUAACUACACUUCCAAUGAGCCUUUGGAUAUGGCAAAACAGCCGUUGGUGGAGGGAAGUAGAAACGAAUGUAUUAGUGCAUUGUAAUGUAGUACCGAUUAAAGAAUAACUGAGCAA
Myotis davidii is the source of this 2401-nucleotide messenger RNA. It is a transcript of the gene MOB3B, whose product is annotated as MOB kinase activator 3B. The record is from RefSeq and is a predicted model, not a curated record. NCBI's taxonomy places the organism in Eukaryota, Metazoa, Chordata, Mammalia, Chiroptera, Vespertilionidae. The transcript is spliced from 4 exons. Gene Ontology annotation, cellular component: cytoplasm; nucleus. Gene Ontology annotation, molecular function: protein kinase activator activity. Gene Ontology annotation, biological process: positive regulation of protein phosphorylation; signal transduction. The coding region runs from base 409 to 1059 and encodes 216 amino acids.